Striga asiatica is the source of this 963-nucleotide messenger RNA. Lineage: Eukaryota; Viridiplantae; Streptophyta; Magnoliopsida; Lamiales; Orobanchaceae. The record is from the annotation of a GenBank genome assembly.
CUUUUUAUAGGUUUCAAAUGAAUAGCUGAGCUGCAACAUGUUUGCAACACACAAAUCGAGUUCAUGUAUAGCUCGUUACAAUUUUAGAUUUGUUAAACCAGCUUUUAGGAGUUUAAACGAGUUAGAGCCAAACCAAUUAGUUUACUAAAAGCCUAAAUAAAAACGGUGUCGUAUUAGCCAAACAAUCCCUUCCCCAUUAUCUCUUCUGCAGAGGAGGAGCGAGCCUUCUCACAGUGGUAUAUUGGGGUAGAAAUCAAAAUCAGAGCUCAAAUUAAAAUUCACCCCCACCAAAAAAUGGCGUCAUCGGUGAAAUACGUGCGCGUCCCGCCGAACUCGGCCAGUCUGACGGAGGCGCGGCAGCGGGUGUUCGAGUUCUUCAAGACCGCCUGCAGAUCCAUCCCCACCAUCAUGGAAAUCUACACCCUCGAUGACGUCACCUCUCCUUCCCAGCUCCGCUCCGUCAUCUCGUCCGAGAUCCGCAAGAAUGCCCACGUCACCAAUCCCAAGGUCAUUGAUAUGCUUUUGUUCAAGGGAACAGAGGAAUUGAGCAACAUUGUCGAGCACGCAAAACAGCGGCACCACAUUCUUGGCCAAUAUGUCUUAGGUCGUGAUGGCUUAUCCCAAGAUCUUGAAACCAAGGACCAGGGUGCAUCUGAUUUCCUUAAAAACUUCUAUAAAAGCAACUACUUCUGAAUUGUUUUUUCUUUUCAUUGUGGAUUGUUUGUUAUGAGUGAUGCUGGUCGAACCAGUAAUAAAGAAAACUUAAAUUGUCUGUUGUUUUUAGCUUCUGUUGUUGGAUAACUGUUCGUUAAAAUGCAUAUUCGAAUUGCUGCGAAGCACAUUCAUUGACUUCAGGCUUAUGAACAGUUAAACUAAUAGUUUAUUGAACAUGCUGGUCUCCAUAUGCGGUUUAAUAAUCAGUUAUUUGUUAUAAAAUGCAUGCAGUACCUUCUGACUAAAAAU